Molecule: messenger RNA, 2383 nt
Organism: Centropristis striata (black sea bass)
Lineage: Eukaryota; Metazoa; Chordata; Actinopteri; Perciformes; Serranidae
Product: actin-related protein 3-like
Exons: 12
Coding region: 138-1394 (418 amino acids)
Biological process (GO): Arp2/3 complex-mediated actin nucleation
Cellular component (GO): Arp2/3 protein complex; actin cortical patch
Molecular function (GO): actin filament binding
Source: RefSeq, a predicted model, not a curated record
CAGAAGCCGAGUGCGGAAGAGGAAACGGCGCUGUGCGGGCUCAGGGUUCCGCCUGUGGAGCUUCACAUAUUCUCCUAGCCGACACAGCCUGCUUAACCAUCACACUUUAACCGUUUCUGCACGCGGGGAUAGAAGAAAUGGCUGGACGGUUACCGGCGUGUGUCGUCGACUGCGGCACCGGUUACACCAAACUGGGGUAUGCAGGGAACACAGAGCCACAGUUCAUCGUUCCAUCAUGUAUUGCCAUUAAAGAGUCAGCCAAGGUUGGAGACCAGGCCCAGCGGAGGAUGAUGAAGGGGGUGGAUGACUUGGAUUUCUACAUCGGAGAUGAAGCAGUAGACAAGCCCUCAUAUUCAACUAAGUGGCCGAUCCGUCAUGGCAUUGUGGAGGACUGGGACCUUAUGGAGCGCUUCAUGGAGCAGAUCAUCUUCAAGUACCUGAGGGCUGAGCCUGAGGACCACUACUUCCUCCUGACUGAGCCUCCUCUGAACACACCAGAAAACAGAGAGUACACAGCUGAGAUCAUGUUUGAGUCCUUCAAUGUACCAGGGCUGUACAUCGCUGUGCAGGCUGUGCUUGCUUUGGCAGCCUCCUGGACGUCCAGACAGGUGGGAGAGAGGACGCUGACGGGCACCGUCAUCGACAGCGGAGACGGUGUCACCCAUGUCAUCCCUGUGGCUGAAGGUUAUGUAAUCGGCAGCUGUAUAAAGCACAUCCCCAUCGCAGGACGAGACAUCACCUACUUCACCCAGCAGCUCCUGAGGGAGAGGGAGGUGGGCAUCCCGCCGGAGCAGUCGCUGGAGACCGCCAAGGCAGUCAAGGAGCGGUUCAGCUACGUGUGCCCAGAUCUAGUCAAAGAGUUCAACAAGUACGACACGGACGGCUCCAAGUGGAUCAAGCAGUACACAGGUAUCAACUCCAUCAGCAAGAAGGAGUUCACCAUCGAUGUGGGCUACGAGCGCUUCCUGGGGCCCGAGAUCUUCUUCCACCCAGAGUUUGCCAACCCUGACUUCACCCAGCCGAUCUCUGAAGUUGUGGAUGAGGUCAUUCAGAACUGUCCUAUCGAUGUCCGGCGUCCUCUCUAUAAGAACGUGGUUCUGUCAGGAGGCUCCACCAUGUUCAGGGACUUCGGGCGCCGUCUGCAGAGAGACUUAAAGAGGACGGUGGACGCCAGACUGAAGAUGAGUGAGGAGCUGAGUGGAGGCAAGCUGAAGCCCAAACCAAUCGAUGUCCAAGUUAUCACUCAUCAUAUGCAGAGAUAUGCCGUGUGGUUCGGAGGAUCAAUGUUAGCAUCAACUCCUGAGUUCUACCAGGUUUGCCACACCAAAAAGGACUACGAAGAGAUCGGGCCGAGCAUCUGUCGCCACAACCCCGUGUUCGGAGUCAUGUCUUAACUUUUGGAGCUCCGAGGCGUUCCGGCGGCGGGCGGGUGGGGGAGGUGGAGUUAGGCUGUGUAACGGACAGGCGCAGGAGGUGGGGGACGGUGGCGCUUCUGUGCUUUUUGAUUACUUGUUCAGCUGUGGAUGUGUGGGACGAGGAGGCGAUCAAGAUUAUAUAAAUGAAAAAAAAAAAAAAAAGACCAGACCAAACACAGACCGGCUGGAAAAUUUAUUGUGAAUGUUCCUUUUUUUUUUCUUUCUUUCUUUGUUUUUCUUUUUUUGUCAAAAUGAGGGAAUAUGGUUUGUAAGCCAAAACAGUUUUUAGAACAUUUUGUGGAGCAACUUUGCAGUGAGAGAUGAUAAAGAUGAUGAUAAAGAUUAUAAAGAUGGUGUUGUAGCAUGAUGACAGAAACAAUGAUAGUAAUUUCCUGACACCAGAACAUAUUAUUUAUGUUUAUAAGAUCCCAGAACAUAUUAUUGUCUCCCUUUUUUAUUUUCUGCAGUUUUUUUUUUUCUCCCAGCUUCAAAUGCACAUGUCUGUGUAUCACGGUAAGAGCUUGUUUAUAUUUCAUACAAAAGUUUUUUAUAUGUAAAACUUGGGAAAUCAGGGGUUUAAAAAAAAAUAUCGGCAAGAGACUGAGUCUGAACCCACGAUGCAGCUUUGAUACGCAGUAUUUUCUUGAGUUUGAGUCCAGCAGGUGUCCUCCUGUUACUCCCCACAUGUGUCAUGGCUGUCUUCUCCCCUUUAAUUCUUCAUACAGGACAUUAACUCACAUCUGCUUUCACUUCAGACCAUGUCAGGAUUCUCCUGCUGUGAUGCAGUGAGAGGAAAGAGAGAGAGGACAUGCUGAGGUUAUAGAGAUGAAACUGAUAAAGAACGACUGUCAGACCAGUAUUGUUAGACUAGAAGUUUUUUUAUUAUUAAAUACCAAAUUAUUAAAAGAAUGGGAUUUGUGUAUUUAAUGCCUUGCAACAUUCCAAUAAAGGCUCAAAUUUGUUUCUAA